This is a messenger RNA of Mesocricetus auratus (golden hamster), 2219 nucleotides long. RefSeq names its product isocitrate dehydrogenase (NADP(+)) 1 (gene Idh1). The record is from RefSeq and is a predicted model, not a curated record. Lineage: Eukaryota; Metazoa; Chordata; Mammalia; Rodentia; Cricetidae. The coding region runs from base 155 to 1399 and encodes 414 amino acids. Gene Ontology annotation, molecular function: isocitrate dehydrogenase (NADP+) activity; NAD binding; magnesium ion binding. The transcript has 9 exons. Gene Ontology annotation, biological process: isocitrate metabolic process. Gene Ontology annotation, cellular component: peroxisome; cytosol; mitochondrion.
GGGGCCUGGGAGGAGACAAAGCCGGGAAGAGUUAAAAAGCCUUGACUCUGCCCCUGGUCGCCGGUGCGAAGGUUGUGGCGGAUGCUGAGCUAGCAGCGGCUGAGUUGGGACAGUUGGUGUGCGUACGGACGUGAGCGGGGUUAUUGAAGUAAAAAUGUCCAAAAAAAUUCAUGGCGGCUCUGUGGUGGAGAUGCAAGGAGAUGAAAUGACACGAAUCAUUUGGGAACUGAUUAAAGAAAAACUCAUUCUUCCCUAUGUGGAACUGGAUCUGCACAGCUAUGACUUAGGCAUAGAGAAUCGUGAUGCCACCAAUGACCAGGUGACCAAGGAUGCUGCAGAAGCUAUAAAGAAGUACAAUGUUGGUGUCAAAUGUGCGACUAUCACCCCGGAUGAGAAGAGGGUGGAGGAGUUCAAGUUGAAACAAAUGUGGAAAUCACCAAAUGGCACCAUCCGGAACAUUCUGGGUGGCACUGUCUUCAGGGAAGCUAUUAUCUGCAAAAAUAUCCCCCGACUGGUGUCAGGCUGGGUAAAACCCAUUAUCAUUGGGCGUCAUGCUUAUGGAGACCAGUACAGAGCAACUGAUUUUGUUGUUCCGGGGCCUGGAAAAGUAGAGAUAACCUACACACCAAAAGAUGGAACUCAAAAGGUGACAUACGUGGUGCAUAACUUUGAAGAAUGCGGCGGUGUUGCCAUGGGCAUGUACAACCAGGAUAAGUCAAUUGAAGAUUUUGCACACAGUUCCUUCCAAAUGGCUCUGUCCAAGGGCUGGCCUUUGUAUCUAAGCACCAAAAACACUAUUCUGAAGAAGUAUGAUGGACGCUUCAAAGACAUCUUUCAGGAGAUCUAUGACAAGCAAUACAAAUCCCAGUUUGAAGCUCAGAAGAUCUGGUAUGAGCAUAGACUCAUUGAUGACAUGGUGGCCCAAGCCAUGAAAUCAGAGGGAGGCUUCAUCUGGGCCUGUAAAAACUAUGAUGGUGAUGUACAGUCAGACUCAGUAGCCCAAGGUUAUGGUUCCCUUGGUAUGAUGACCAGUGUGCUGAUUUGUCCAGAUGGUAAGACAGUAGAAGCAGAGGCUGCCCAUGGCACUGUCACACGUCACUACCGCAUGUACCAGAAAGGACAGGAGACAUCCACCAACCCCAUUGCUUCCAUUUUUGCCUGGACCCGAGGGUUAGCCCACAGAGCAAAGCUUGAUAACAAUACUGAGCUGAGCAUCUUUGCAAAGGCUCUGGAAGAAGUCUGCAUUGAGACCAUAGAGGCUGGCUUUAUGACUAAGGAUUUGGCUGCUUGCAUUAAAGGCUUACCCAAUGUUCAGCGUUCUGACUACUUGAAUACCUUUGAGUUCAUGGACAAACUUGGAGAAAAUUUGAAGACCAAACUAGCUCAGGCCAAACUUUAAGGUCAAACCUGGGCUUAGGCGGACAAGUCUUCAUGGUAACUAAGUUCACAGGUUUACAUUUUUUUUUAAAAUAACACUUAAGGAUAAAAACAAAAAUCAUUUUGUAAUUUGUUCAGAAGACAAAGUUGAAAUUUUCUAUGUGUUUACAGGCUUUUUCUUUUUCAUACAGUUAUUGCCACCCUAAUGAACAUGGUGGGGACUUUUUUAAAAUUGUACUUUAUUGCGUGGUAGCAGGAAUUGUGUUAGUGCCCAUUUACAUUACCUGUCACUUUUUCCUUGCUCUAAUAUAAAUGACCAAAAUAAGACGUGCUGGAAAAGGUGAACAAUAGCUACAGUAUGUUCCCUGUAAGGGAGGAAAGGAGAGCCACUCCCUCCCCUGUUGUGUGAGCACUGGGGGCUUUCGUGUGCAAAUGUUACACUGUGUGGGAGAGCUGUGCACUGAGCUCACACAAGACUUGAACAAAUAGAAUGUAUGUAGCUGAAAUGCAUGGCAGCCAUGUUUGUAAAGAGCAUCUAUGUGUCCAAAAUAUUAAGUAAUAUUUUAAGGCCACUGGAGAAUUCCACCUGUAGACUAAAUGCAGACUGGAGGUUUGCCCUCUUUGAUUUCAUUUCCUCCUGUGUCCUAGCUUAAGUAUUACCUACCCCACAUAGCACAUUUCAUCCAUGUGUAAUAAGGGAAGCCGAACCUUUUUUGGAUUUCUGCUGGCCUGUUUCAUUUAUUUUAUAUAAAUGUGAUUUUUUUCAGAAGUUGAUAUUGAACACUAUUCCUGUCCAGUCAUUCUAAACUGUUAAUUUUAAUUAAAAUUAAGUAUUAAUGAUU